Messenger RNA from Funneliformis caledonium, 267 nucleotides. NCBI's taxonomy places the organism in Eukaryota, Fungi, Glomeromycota, Glomeromycetes, Glomerales, Glomeraceae. The record is from the annotation of a GenBank genome assembly.
AUGACGAUUCAAAUGUAUCGUUGUCCUUUAAGAAUCAAUCUUUCUUUAGCAGCUAGUUCUUAUGCGACUAUAGUAUUAAGAGAAUUACAUUGCAAGCAUCAAAAUGUGAUUCGUACUCGUCACUUAAAUUCAUCUAUUUCAUCUAAAAACUUUUCAAGGAAACGUGAUAUUAAAGAAUUAGAAAUCAACGAUCAAGAAAAUAGAAAACACGUUAAAGUAGGGGAUAGUUUAAUUUCGAAACCUUUAAAUAUAGACUUUGCAGAAUGA